AUGGCCACGAUCCUCGCCAAGCCAAGCGCUGUCACCAGCGGGAUCCUAUGGGCGUCCACUGAGAAGCAGGUCCCUGCGAAGGAUGAUUCCCAGGGCAGCCUGGGCACAGAGGACGGCGCAGAAUGGAAGGUCUAUGCUGGAUUAGGCCCCAUAGACGAGGGCUUUGACCGGCCUUUGCCCAGUGUGAAGGAAGGAGCAGGGAUCCCAGCUCACGCAAGCGCGCCGGGAAAGAUCGACGGCCUCCGGGUUACAUAA
This is a messenger RNA of Podarcis lilfordi (Lilford's wall lizard), 255 nucleotides long. The record is from the annotation of a GenBank genome assembly. Lineage: Eukaryota; Metazoa; Chordata; Lepidosauria; Squamata; Lacertidae.